AUGUUCCUGGUGCUGCGGGACACAGGAGAGGCUGUCCCCUUGUCCCACCAAGCAAGCUUGAGUAAUGCUGGGACUUGUGGCACCAACAGCUGUGACGUGGAGGGGGCCUUCCCCACGUCCUGCUGGGGCCCAGAGCAUCCGUCCACCCCCGGUCACCAGGCAGCAGACAGAUCAGACAUAGUGGAGCCAGCAGAGCCGUGCCGCACCUCAGACAGCUGUGGACAGCCACUGGGAGCCGGGCCCCCUCGGGAGGCGGGCAUCUCUCACAUCCGGGCAGAGGGGGCCCCGGGAGACCCCCCCCGAAGGGGCCCCAAGGACAGCUCCCAGGACACCACGCUCUUAAUACCCACGGAGGCUCCAGAGGAGAGGCUAGCCCAUGGCUUCCUGCCAUCAACGCCCGGAGAGGGGGGUGAAGCAGUGGAGACCCAGCCAGCACCAGCACCUCUUCCUGCACCGGAAAUGAGGGACAUGGAAGAGAGGCGGGAGCCAGACCGCGCGCAGAACCAGCCUGAGGAGUCUGCAGGGGCCCAGGGCCCCGAACCCCCUCGCCAGGGCUUCAUGAAAUGCUUGCUGGCAGUGGGGGAGGAGGAGGAGGCCGCCCACCGGAGAGCCUCGAGGGCCCAGGCCCCGCCGGGCCGGAAGCUCCCCAGGACCCCCACCCCCGUGCCCAUCUCAGCCCCAAGCCUGCCCCUGCCCCUGCCCCAGACACCCGCCUCAGCUCCCGCCACUGCCUCUCCGUGGACUCGGUCGCUGACCCCUGGGCCUGGCCCUGCCCCCGUGGGUGCUCCAGUGGCUGCAGUGCGGGCGCCAUGGAGGAGGACGGAGCUCCUGCACGGGGGCUGCGAGCGGACCCUGAGCAGCUGCAGGGCACGGCAGGAGCCGGAAGACCACAGCCUCCGGAAGCUGUGUCAGAGCUGGGAGGAGCGGGCCGAGGAGCGCCUCACCCUGCGGCAGGAGGAAGCUUUCCGCAGCUACUUCGAGAUGUUCAAUGGCCCGGGCGAGGUGGAUGCGCAGAGCCUGAAGAACAUCCUGCUCCUGGUGGGCUUCUCCCUGACCCCAGCCCAGGUGGAGGACGCGCUGAUGAGCGCCGAUGUCGACGGAGACGGGCAUGUGGACUUCAAAGACUUCUUGGCCGUGAUGACAGACACCAAGCGCUUCUUCUGCUCUGUGGAACAGAAUGCCCCGACGGACGUGGCUCUGCCCAACCCUCACACCCUGCUCUUUGAGAUCCUGUCCCUGCUGGUGGAGAUGCUGGCCCUACCGGAGGCGGCCUUAGAGGAGAUCACGAACUACUACCAGAAGAAGCUGAAGGAAGGCACCUACAAGGCCCGAGAGGUGGAGACGGCCAUAGGCCGGCUGCGGGCGCAGAAGCUGCUCCCCGCCGGCCCUCAGCCUGCAGACGGCUUCGAAGUCCCAGAACGAAGGGUCCUCAGGCUCCUGAGCCGGCUGAAGCAGCAGAACUACGCUGCCAACCUGCAGAGUCCCUACGCCCAGGUUCCCUGCAUCCCGCUGUGCCCACGACUGGACAAGAAGAUAGUUCACCGGAAACAGGGCAGCCACUUCGUGCUGGACCAGUACAACCCCUCCAGCCUGGGCCCGGACAUUCGUGGCCUCUUCUUCCAGCCAGGAUCUCAAGGCAAAAGAGAAUACAGCUCUGACAGCCGGAAGUGGCUCAGCUCCGUAUCAGCUCAAACCCACUGA
Messenger RNA from Lepus europaeus (European hare), 1701 nucleotides. It is a transcript of the gene SPATA21, whose product is annotated as spermatogenesis associated 21. Gene Ontology annotation, molecular function: calcium ion binding. The record is from RefSeq and is a predicted model, not a curated record. The transcript has 12 exons. NCBI's taxonomy places the organism in Eukaryota, Metazoa, Chordata, Mammalia, Lagomorpha, Leporidae. Bases 1 to 1701 code for a protein of 566 amino acids.